CUUGUUAAAUACAAUAUGAAAAAUAGCCAAGAAAUUUGGAAACAGAAUAUAGAAAAUAUUAUACGUUGACCUGAGCCCUUCAAUAUUUAUAUUUUUAGCUGAAUACAAACCGGGUCUGAAACUAAAUCACAUAUGAACCCGGACCCAGACCCGGACUCGGGUGAUAUCAAAUUUCUGUACCCGGACCCGGACCCGAGUCCGGGUCCGGGUCUGGACAGACCCGCUGGUCUCUACUGUCGUUACGUCUGUGGAGUGACAUUAAAACUUCUACACUUCUAUUUCAAUACUCGUUUUAGAUCGUAAAUUUAGAAAAACGAAUUUUUAUUUUUAUUUUCUAGCAUGUAGUACAAUGUGUUGUUGUAGCAAUAAAAACCAUCGGCAAUAUUAUGUUAGUUACAUUUCUUUUACAAUUUAUGUUUGCUUGUAUGGGUGUACAAUUAUUUAAAGGAACAUUUUAUUCAUGUAAUGAUAAAUCAAUGUUGAAUAAAGAAGAUUGCAAAGGAUAUUAUUUGAAAAUUGAAGAUGGUCAUAUAUAUAAAGAAACUCGAGAAUGGUCUAAUUCAAAAUUUCAUUUUGAUAAUGUUCCACAAGCUUUAUUAACAUUAUUUACAGUUGCAACAUUUGAAGGAUGGCCAAGUUUAUUGCAUACAGCAAUUGAUUCAAAAGGUGAAGGUGAAGGUCCAGUUUAUAAUUAUCGACCAUUUGUUGCUCCAUUUUUUAUUACAUUUAUUAUUGUAAUUGCAUUUUUUAUGGUGAAUAUUUUCGUUGGUUUUGUUAUUGUUACAUUUCAAAAUGAAGGUGAACAAGAAUAUCGUAAUUGUGAAUUGAAUAAAAAUCAGGUAGAAAUUUAUGCUGUUUUUUUUUUUUAUGAUCAAAGAAAUCAUUUUUAUUUUCGUAAUCAUAAGACUUGA
Molecule: messenger RNA, 911 nt
Organism: Rotaria sp. Silwood2
Lineage: Eukaryota; Metazoa; Rotifera; Eurotatoria; Philodinida; Philodinidae
Source: the annotation of a GenBank genome assembly